Messenger RNA from Postia placenta MAD-698-R-SB12, 333 nucleotides. RefSeq lists its product as hypothetical. The transcript has 6 exons. The coding region runs from base 1 to 333 and encodes 110 amino acids. Gene Ontology annotation, biological process: protein ubiquitination; ubiquitin-dependent protein catabolic process. The record is from RefSeq and is a predicted model, not a curated record. Gene Ontology annotation, cellular component: cullin-RING ubiquitin ligase complex; nucleus. NCBI's taxonomy places the organism in Eukaryota, Fungi, Basidiomycota, Agaricomycetes, Polyporales, Adustoporiaceae. Gene Ontology annotation, molecular function: zinc ion binding; cullin family protein binding; ubiquitin protein ligase activity.
AUGGCUGAUAUGGACGUCGACCCCCCCGCCUCCUCCGCUGCUGCCAGGGCGUUGGAUGAGAAGAAGCGAUUCGAGGUGAAGAAGUGGAACGCGGUUGCUCUAUGGGCAUGGGACAUUGUUGUUGAGAACUGUGCCAUCUGCAGGAACCACAUCAUGGAUCUGUGCAUUGAUUGUCAAGCGAAUCAGGUCUCUGCCACUAGCGAGGAAUGCAACGCCGCAUGGGGAAUUUGCAACCAUGCAUUCCACUUCCACUGCAUCUCACGUUGGCUGAAGACGAGGAACGUGUGCCCUUUGGACAACAGAGAGUGGGAACUACAGAAGUAUGGUCGGUGA